AAGAGAGAGAGGCAUAAGGAGCAGGGAAGGCGAGAGAGUCCCAGAGCGGCCCUGCCUUGGGCCCCUCGGCUCAUGGGGCCCGCAGUUUGGCUUGUAGUGGCCUUGCCUCACCUCAGCGAAUGCUGAGCACAGUGAUAUGGAGCCUGUGGAGCGCAAGGCGGACAGUGCCCGGAAGGACACGGCGUUGUGGGGGGGUGCCCCCCAAUAUGACUAUGUCCAGUUUGAGCAUUGCACCACUUAUGGGAUCCCAUCGGAGGUGGGGCACGAGACCGGGGGGACUGGGGACGUCAAGCAUUGCCAAGAGAAGGCCUUCAACCACGCUCAGCUGUAUGGCCAGUACACAGACCAGCUGCCCGACCUGUCUGAGGAGGAAGCAGCCCAACUCCUGAGCAGAAAAAAGCCCCAAGGCAAUGGCCAGAGCUCUCCGAAGAGGAGCAGUCAGGCUGAAAUCAAGGAGGAGCGUUACUCCAAGUGUCACGCUUGUGCUAAACGCGUCCAGAAAUAUGUCACCAAGAAGUUGGGGGAAGACUGGAUAUUCCUGGUUCUCUUGGGCCUUGUCAUGGCCUUGGUGAGCUGGGGGGUGGAUUACACCAGUGCCAAGAGCCUGCAAGCUUAUAAGUGGAUGUACAAAGAGCUGCACCCGAGUGUCCCGAUGCAGUACCUGGCCUGGGUCACCUUCCCCCUCAUCCUCAUCCUCUUUGCUGCCGUCUUCUGCCAGCUGGUCUCUCCGCAAGCUGCGGGCUCUGGGAUCCCCGAGCUCAAAACUAUUAUGAGGGGAGUAGUUCUCAAGGAAUACCUCACGCCUAAAGCUUUUGUCGCCAAAGUUGUAAGCCUAACAGCAGGUCUGGGAAGCGGGAUUCCUGUUGGGAAAGAGGGCCCCUUUGUGCACAUUGCUAGCAUCUGCGCUGCUGUGCUCAGCAAGUUCAUGUCCAUCUUUUGCGGCGUAUACGAGCAGCCAUAUUAUUACACAGAUGUCCUGACUGUGGGAUGUGCCGUUGGGGUUGGCUGUUGUUUCGGGACUCCCCUUGGAGGGGUUCUCUUCAGCAUUGAAGUAACUUCCACCUACUUUGCUGUCCGGAACUACUGGCGCGGGUUCUUCGCAGCCACGUUCAGUGCCUUCGUUUUCCGGGUCUUUGCUGUCUGGAACAAAGAUGCAGUCACCAUCACAGCCCUGUUCCGAACAAACUUUCGAAUGGAUUUUCCUUUUGACUUGCAGGAGCUGCCCGCCUUUGCUGUCAUAGGGAUCUGCUCUGGCUUCCUGGGAGCGUUUUUUGUUUACUUCCAUCGGCAAGUGGUUUUGUCUGUCCGACGACAUAAAUCUCUAAGUAAAUUCCUAACCAAAUACCGCCUUGUAUAUCCCGGUGUGAUAACCUUCGUGAUAGCAUCUGUGACAUUCCCGCCAGGCUUUGGGCAGUUUAUGGCUGGAGAGCUGAUGCCCAGAGAGGCCAUUAGCAGCCUCUUUGAUAACUACACUUGGGUCAAGCAUACAGAAGAUCCCCAGAUCCUGGGGAAGUCUGCAGUCUGGAUCCAUCCCAAAGUCAGUGUGUUUGUGAUCCUCCUCCUUUUCUUCCUCAUGAAGUUCUGGAUGUCUGUCGUCGCCACUACCAUGCCGAUCCCCUGCGGAGGCUUCAUGCCUGUGUUUGUGCUGGGGGCUGCCUUUGGACGCCUAGUGGGUGAAAUCAUGGCCUGGCUUUUCCCUGACGGGAUCCUCUUUGAUGGCAUUGUUUACAAAAUCUUACCUGGAGGUUAUGCCGUGAUUGGUGCUGCAGCUCUGACCGGUGCAGUCAGCCACACAGUGUCCACAGCCGUGAUUUGCUUUGAGCUGACGGGGCAGAUCUCCCACAUCCUGCCCAUGAUGGUGGCCGUCAUCCUGGCCAACAUGGUGGCUCAGAGUUUGCAGCCCAGCCUCUAUGACAGCAUCAUCCAAGUGAAGAAGCUGCCCUACUUGCCAGACUUGGGCUGGAAUCAAAUCAGCAAAUACAACAUCUUUGUCGAGGAUAUUAUGGUGUGUGAUGUAAAAUUCAUCUGGUCUAACUGCAAAUACCGGGAUCUGCAGGCACUGCUACACGGCACCACCGUCAAGACCUUUCCUUUGGUGGAUUCUCCAGAAUCCAUGAUUCUCUUGGGCUCAGUGGAGCGGCCGGAGCUGCAGGGUCUUCUGCUGAGGCACCUCAGUCCAGAGCGACGUCUGCACCUGGCCAAGGAAAUGCUGCAGAAGCCAUCCGACGAGACGCCUGCAUGGAAGCACGAAUCCUUCGCUUUUGUGGAUGAGGAUGAGGAUGAAGAAGAGAAGGCCGAAGUGCCUCCGCUGCCCCCAUUAGCCUCCAGUCAUCCUGAAGAACCCAACGGCCCCGUGACGCCUCACCAGGCUUUGCCAGAGAGGCUGACUCCUCGGGAGACUCCAGGCGGGAGGUUCUGGCGACUGAUGCAGCAGCUCCUCUGCUUUCACCGUCCUCCCCCUCCCCCAGAGCCAGCUGAGCAGGAUUCAGCAGACGUCAUAGACACGAUGAAGCCAGAGGAGAUAGAAGCUUGGGAGGAGCAGGAACUGGAGAAAGAGGUGUGUUUUGACAGCUGCCGCAUAGACCCUUCUCCCUUCCAGCUGGUGGAGAGGACAUCCCUGCACAAGACGCACACCCUGUUCUCUUUGUUGGGCCUCACCCACGCCUGCGUGACCAGCAUGGGGAAGCUGAGAGGCGUGGUUGCGCUAGAAGAGCUCCAGAAAGCAAUUGAGGGCUCCACAAGCUCCGGUGUCCAACUGCGGCCCCCCCUUGCCAGCUUCCGUGAUGCCACCCGGACCUUGACCAAGGAGCAGACUAAAUGGGCCUCACAGACAUGGAACAAGUCCAACAGCCACGUGGCACCUGUGGGAACCACAGCAGACUCAGAGAUGGACAUCCCAGUGGCCCCCAGUUGUCCAUGCCCACAACCACCUCCCAGCCCAAAGCACGGGAAAGGGAUACGCUCCAUAUCAGUUGCCGAUAUGGAACUGGAGGAAAUGGAGCGGACUGGCCCAGCUGAUGAGAACAUCUCAGACAUCCUCAAGGACCUUGAGCUGCACUCCUCAGAUCUGACUGAGGAUGAUGAGGAUGAUGAUGUGCCACUAUAGUUGUGCAGGGAAGGGGGUAUAACUCACCUUCUUCGCCAAGCUACCCCUGCUACACUUUUGCUUCCCGAGGAACCCUAUGGCCUGCCUCUCCAGCUCUUGCUGAUGGUGACCCACGCUGGAGGAUUAUGGCUAAGUGGACUUGCUCUCUCUCCUGCCUCUUUCAUUAUGUGCAGGGUCUGUCGGAGGAACCUGAGCUGGAGGAGCGUGUCUCCUUUGAAAAACUGUGAUAAAUGUGUGCCACAUUUCAUAGAACUGUGUUCCCUGUUGGGGAGAUGUUUGUGGGAAAAGUCGAGGUAAUUUCCCUUCAGUUGCCUGCUUCUCCCCCAUCACCAACAUGUCAUAUCCAUCUCUGGUACCCUUACCUUCAAACUUAAAACAUAAUGUGGAGAAGAGGGAGGAGGAGGAAGAUUUAACAGAGGGUUGGGCCAGCUGUCGAGAUAAUCCAGCACCUUUUCGGAAUGUGUCCAGAAUGAGAAGAAACAGCUUAUGUAGCUGCUUUUUUUUUUUUGCAGUGCCUUUCCCUUGGACGCGUCAACCUGUCCUGCCCCCCAGGACUGUUUCCUCUCUCCCCUCUUUGCUCCCCUCAAGACACAUUCUCUCUGUCAGACCCCUUGCUUCUUCCUGCCUCCCCAUUCAGAACUCUCCACUUGUCUGAUCGAAACUUCCCACGGUCUGGUUUUUGGGACUGAGAGGAAGCAGGGAGAGAGAGGCUAGAAGCAGGGCUUAUUUAGCGCUGUCCGCAAGUUAUAGUGCAGACAUGUACCUCCUGCAUGUACAUGGACAUACAACGUACACUCACUUUACAGAUGAAACUAGAGACCUGUACCUGGAUAAAUGUGCAGUAUGAAUCACUCAUUCAAGCUGUCUGUGCACUGAAUGUAACAUGAGCAUUAUUCAAUGCACAUAGAAAGGAAAAUCCAGCGUACUUCUGUUUGCUGUAACUUGUGAACAGCACUGCUGCGUUAAGGGGGAGUGUGCCGCUACGCUUCACACACUGGAGAAAAAAUGUGAUGGCAGGAAGGGAAUUUGCUUAAUCUUCAUUACAGGAGCUAUAUAUUCCUCUGAUACUCAGGGCAUUUUAAAAAUGGAACUGCAGGGAUAUUCCUGUGCCUUGAUUCAAUUGAAUGCACAAGGAGCAGCUGAGGCUGCACAUGAGAUGCUUUAAGUAGUGAAAAACCUGCCAAUUUGCUUGGUAAGGGGUUCUGCAUGCAGCUCCAGCCGAUGGUGGACUGGGGAGGGGAACCGUGUGGACAAUGUCAGAUGGGUAAAUGUUGUUGUUCCCCAUGAAAUGAGGGAUUUGUACAGAGCAGCCAGCUUCUGCACACGUGCUGGACUGGGGUCCUAGCUACAAGCAAAACAGCAAAAGCAGAGGUCUCAGGUCACUGUAUUUUGUAAUGCUGCAUAUGCAUGUAUAUGUGUAUGUCACCUAGAUCUCCUGUUUUUCUGACAGAUUUUUUUUUUUGCAAUGCACUUGUCUUAAGCAUAAGAAAUCCAGGCAAGAAAUGGGAGUGAUGGGAGGGAAAUAGCGCUGGGGGAAUAAAGAGCGCUCCUGCUUCUAAAGGGCGCACUACAGAUUCAUACAGGCUUUUAAAAGCGUUUAACAGUCAUUUAAAUCCCCUCCGUCAAAUACAGGAAAUUGUAAUUUGGUGGGGUCAAUGCGAAUCUUUUCAGAAAUCUUUAGUGUGCCUUACCAAUCUAUACUCCCCAGAAGAGAGGGAACGGCUACUGAGGCGUGAUCCCAUUUCAGUCUGUAAUACAGUGUCUAAACCCCCCCCCCUUAUUGAUUCACCCUCCCGUCUCUGCUGCAGUGGGGUUGCCAAAUCCAACUUUGGAAAUUCCUGGAGCUUUGGGGGAGGUGCCUGGGGAGGGCUGAUUUGGGGAAGGGAGGGACCCCCGGGGGGGGGGGGUAAAAUGUCAUAGAGCAUAUCCUUAAAAGCAGACGUUUUCUCCAGGGGAGCUGAUCUCUGGAAUCUGGAAUCAACUUGUGAUGCUGAGAGCGCGCAAGGCCACACCCUUUGGCACUGAGGGAGAUACUAAACAGAAUCAAUCCAAGCAGAAAUCUCCCGGGCAAAAAAACAGGAGCCUUUCUAUUCAGUGGCAGGAGUGAGGGUGGGGUGGGGGUGAACGGAGCAGCAUAGCAGGCAAAAAUUCAGCAGGUGAUGUUUUUUCUAUCAUGUAUCUUUAUGCAGACCUCAGUUAUUAAAUUUUCCAGUUAAAGGAGCAGGAGUUCUUGUUAGAGGGGAAAUGGUGUUCUUUCUGUGUUGGGCUUGUUCUUGAACUCUAAACCAGGUAUUGGAUGGAAUAGAUACCUCCACCCAAUCUGUACACAUACACACAGAAACCAUGUCAGAUCGGGGGGGCAUUCAGCGUGGCUUCCCUGACUUGCCCUGCAGUUUCCCAGCACUGGCCAGAGUCAGGAAGACAAUCCCAGGGUAGUUUCCGGUAACUGCAUGUGCUGAGUCAGCCGAAAGGCUCGUAAUCCUACCACUUCACUUAGCCACUUACGAAGUCUUACUCCAACCACAGGAGACUUCCUCUGAACAGUCUCUUCUGUCACAGGAAGGCUCUGACCAUAGGCUAGAGAAAGGCUUCAGACUGGCCUGACUGGCCUGUAGGAUACAAGCCACAGAACGUCUACCCCAAAAAGGCUGCAUGGCCACGUGCCAGGGUGCAUGCCGAAGGUCUGGUCAUGUCCUGAAUGGUUAAAUAAAUGCCUGGAGUGUGGUUCUGGUCUACAUCAACACAGCGCCAAGUUGUUAUCUUAGAAUUCAUUAAAUGGGAUUAUAAACCGCAAUUCUAUACAGGGGACAUCAUAAUUAGACACUUCUUCAUCUUGGAGAAAUUUCACAGUCUGUACCAAUCAUGUGUGUUAUGUCCAAUUAGGGUUGACAGGUCCCCUUACUGUCCUGCCAGGAGGAGUAGGGGACCCGGCACUCACCUUCUUUUUGCUCACUGCACACCCGCUUUGUGUGCAUGUGCUCCCAGGUCUGCGUGAUGAUGGUCCAGAAGCACAUGCGUGCUUCACACGAGGCUGAUUUGGGCCCCGAACUGGCCCUGUGUCAAGCAUGGGAGUGUUCCAGAUGUGGUGCGAUGACAUCACUCCCGGGAGUCACGUCACUGUGCUGUCCUGUCCUGCCUUUUCCACCCCCAGUGUUACCCAAGCUCUGAGGGAGCAGUUUUGACAUACAGUUUUGUGAACUAGGCUAGUAUUUCUAGUCCACUGGAAUUCACUCUGCUGCUCAUGGGGAACCACAUUGCAGUUCUCAUCAACCAAAAAGAGCUACAUUUUUUUCCAACCCUGGUAUGAAGCUUCAGCCUCAGGGAGGCUCACAUUUCACCCGCUCCUUUGGUGGUGGCUGUUUUGCCAAUUCGAGAUUGAGAAAUUCCUGAAGAUUUAGAGGUGGAGCCUGAAGAGGGACCUCAGCGGGGCCCGACACCAUGGAGUCUGCUGUCCAACGUUGCUAGUUUCUUCAAGGGAAGUGAAACGAUCAAUUGUUCCUUCGGGAGACCUGGAGGUUGGCAUCCCUAGGUUGUUUCAAAGUGGCACCAAGAAGCCCUGCUGAGCAAGAGCAUUGCCAACUUUCCUGAAACUUGGGACAGGUGCCAAAUUGAGGAACACUGCUUAGAAGAGCCACUAGUGGCGUGUCAAAGAGCCCAAGAUGGCUCCCAAGUCACUGAGUAUCACUGUUCUAGAUCUACAGAUGGUACCGUUUGGCACCAAGAAAAGCAUAAAAUGGCCAAAUAUUUGCCAAAGUGCUCUUCAGAGAGGGGAUAGAAUACAUUCUUCUGAUACUUCAGCCCAUACAGUGAACAAGACCAUUGUCUUUAAACGCCUUACGGAGAACUUGUGUUCCUUGGAAUGAGUGAAUCCCCUGGUGUUUUGCUGUCACUCGAUUGCCUGUAAUGGUAGUUCCACUCUUUUUGGAUUGUUCCAUAUGGCCCCUUCCAUGUGGCUACAGUGGCACUUCAUUUGGAGGGGGAAGUGGGAGGGAGAGCGAGCGAGCACACUUGCACAGACCUUACAACCUUUCACUGUCAACUCUUUUCUGAACAACAGCUCCACAGAAGUAAAGGAAAGGGUCGGGUGAGGUCCAUAUUUCUUUCUUUACACGUCAGAAGUGCUUUUUAAA
This is a messenger RNA of Eublepharis macularius, 7236 nucleotides long. It is a transcript of the gene CLCN1, whose product is annotated as chloride voltage-gated channel 1. Lineage: Eukaryota; Metazoa; Chordata; Lepidosauria; Squamata; Eublepharidae. Bases 137 to 3106 code for a protein of 989 amino acids. Gene Ontology annotation, biological process: transmembrane transport; chloride transport. The record is from RefSeq and is a predicted model, not a curated record. The transcript is spliced from 23 exons. Gene Ontology annotation, cellular component: membrane. Gene Ontology annotation, molecular function: voltage-gated chloride channel activity.